Molecule: messenger RNA, 949 nt
Organism: Pseudonaja textilis
Lineage: Eukaryota; Metazoa; Chordata; Lepidosauria; Squamata; Elapidae
Source: RefSeq, a predicted model, not a curated record
GCAGUAGGCUCUGUUGUUUGAAGGACAUCCACGCUGCCCUUACUCAGAGGCAUUAUGCUGCUUGAGAAGUUUCAGGUGGUCAUGUCUCUUUCAGUAAGGGUUUCACCAUUGGGGAUAAGGCAACAGCAUUGCUCACAUCCAGCUGUGAAAUAGGUUCAUGCACAAACACGCUCGCUUCCAGAAUGUCCUUGCACACGUGAACCUUUUUUUUCUCUUUUGAAAUUAACGACUGUCCAUGCUCACUUCCUCUUUUUUGGAGUGGGGGUUGCAAUUGUAGUUCUUUCCUGCUCCACCUCUCCCUUGCAAGCGGGCCAUUAUAUAACAGGAUCGUAGAAGCAGAAGGACAGAGGAAGACGGAAGGUUGAGAACCCUUCUCUUCUUCAAGGUCACAUUCAGUUCUUUCCUGCUCCACCUCUCCCUUGCAAGCGGGCCAUUAUAUAACGGGAUCGUAGAUGCAGAAGGACAGAGGAAGACGGAAGGUUGAGAACCCUUCUCUUCUUCAAGGUCACAUUCAGAGCUGAUCAUGAUGUUCAAAGGAGUUGGCCUUGGACUCUUCAUAGUCCUGGCUGCAGUGCUGAUGCUGGGCACCUUUGCUGCGGAUUACGAGACCUUCCUGAGGCAGCACUACGAUAACCCCAAAAGCAACGUGGGAGAUAACUACUGUAAUAAAAUGAUGCAAAGGCGCGGAAUGACCCGACCCAGAUGUAAGAAGGUCAACACCUUCAUCCAUGACACAAGGAAUAAAAUCAUUGCUGUCUGUGGGGAUGGUGGAGAAGCCAUCAAUAACAGAUUUCGGCGUAGCAAGAAACAGUUCCGGGUCACCACCUGCAAGAUGAAGGGAUCGUCCACCAAACCUCCUUGUGAUUACAGGGAAAACAACUCGCCCAGGUAUAUUGUCAUUGCUUGUGAGAACGGAUUGCCUGUGCACUAUGAGGAAGGCCAGAUUUAA